This is a messenger RNA of Rasamsonia emersonii CBS 393.64, 969 nucleotides long. RefSeq lists its product as uncharacterized. NCBI's taxonomy places the organism in Eukaryota, Fungi, Ascomycota, Eurotiomycetes, Eurotiales, Trichocomaceae. The record is from RefSeq and is a predicted model, not a curated record. Gene Ontology annotation, molecular function: oxidoreductase activity; NADP binding. The transcript is spliced from 3 exons. Bases 1 to 969 code for a protein of 322 amino acids.
AUGGCGUUUAGCACCAUCGCAGUCAUCUCCAUCGGCGAGAUGGGCCUGGGGAUUGCCCAGCUGCUGAUGGCCCAUCGAUACCGCGUGCUCACGUAUGCAGCGGACCGAAGCGAAGCAACCCAAACCCGCGCCUGGACAGCCGGCAUCGAGCUGAUGCGGUCCCUCGGCGAGCUGGUCGACCAGAGCGACUGCGUCCUGUCGAUUGUGCCCCCGCGAGACGCGCUGCACACGGCGGAGCGAGUCGUCAAGGCCGUUUCUGCGAGCAGACGCCGGCAGACGCCGCUGUACUAUCUCGAUCUGAACGCGACGUCGCCUGGCACCGCUAUCGAGACGGCGCGUUUGUUCGAGGGAGUUUCGUCCCAGGCUGUUCUGAUCGGUGGGGGGAUUAUCGGGGGCGUGCCGUAUCCGCUGCAGCAUGACAAGAAUUCGCAAGAGAAUGGCAAUGCCAGCUCGACAGAUCCACCCUGGCACUGUCCGUCGUUAAUUGUCUCUGGACCACAUCGCCUCCCAGACCAACGGGUCUCACAGAUCCUCAACAUCCGCCAUGUCAGUGAGAAUAUCGGCGCCGCGACGGGCAUCAAGAUGUGCUAUGCCGCCCUGACGAAGGGCUUUGUCGCGCUGUCCAUCCAGUCGUUCACGACCGCGCAUCGACUGGGCGUGCUAUACGAGCUGCGGGGUCUGCUGGAGCAGUACAAUCCGUCGACGCUGCGGCUGGCAGAGAAGGGGCUGGUGACGAUGCCGCCCAAGGCGUACCGCUGGGUGCGAGAGAUGGAGGAGAUAGGCGAGACGAUGGCGGGGAGUGGGUUUGAGAGGGAUCUCGUCAGCCAGGUCUAUCGAACUGUCGCUGAAGAUACUGAAUUGGGCAAGGAGAAGCCUGACCAGAGAGUCCGUGGCCAGACGGUCGAAGAUGUUGUCGAACUCAUCAGUCGUGGUCUGCAGGCUAAAAAGGCGAGAGGAAGGCUGAUGUAG